This is a messenger RNA of Galeopterus variegatus (Sunda flying lemur), 4804 nucleotides long. RefSeq names its product FYVE, RhoGEF and PH domain containing 5 (gene FGD5). NCBI's taxonomy places the organism in Eukaryota, Metazoa, Chordata, Mammalia, Dermoptera, Cynocephalidae. The coding region runs from base 74 to 3595 and encodes 1173 amino acids. The transcript is spliced from 20 exons. Gene Ontology annotation, molecular function: guanyl-nucleotide exchange factor activity; metal ion binding. The record is from RefSeq and is a predicted model, not a curated record. Gene Ontology annotation, cellular component: cytoplasm.
GGAUGGGCUCACUGAGGACACUGGGCAGGAUGCAGAAGAUGCCAGUGAGGAGCCCCCUGAGGAUGAGUCAGCCAUGGGUGUCCAGGAGGCAGGGACAGCCACAGAUGACCCUGCAGUCUCUGAGGAUGUUGCCUGUGAAGAUUCUACAGGUGGCAAGGACCAGGUUGACCAGGAUGAACUACCUGACCACAAUGAGAAAACCAAUCAAGAAGAAAUGGCAGGAGCUACCCAGGAGGCAGAAGAUGACCUGCCAGAGGGCCAGGACCCGGUGCAGGAUGAACCCCCCGAGGAGAGCUGCCAGAUCAUUCCUUUCGAGAAUGCCUGUAUCGACGACUUCAUGACUUCACUCACCGAGAAUCCCUACGAGUUCUUCCCGACUGAGAGCACCUCCUUUUGUAGUGACAGCUACUCUCCUUUAUCUGGGUCUGAGCAGGAAGGGAAGUCAGGGGUCUGUGUACAGGAGCACCCCAUGGCUGGAAGUGUAGGUGGCCUGCGGGGUGGAGCCAGGGAGGGCUCCUCCGUCCCCGAUGUGGUGGUCAUGCCCGAGGAUGCAGACACAGUGGAUGACUCGCUGACCAACCCCUAUGUGAUUGGCCCAGGCACUUGCAGUGUGAGGGAAGAUGCAUCCUCCAACGGCAACGGUGGCCUGGUCCCCAUUGACAGGAAGGGCACUUGCAGUGUGAGGGAAGAUGCAUCCUCCAACGGCAACGGUGGCCUGGUCCCCAUUGACAGGAAGGGCAUGGUCACACGGGCCCGGCCCCACUCUGCAAAAGUGGCUGGCUAUGUCCCAGAAACUGUCUUGGAAGAAACUGGGCCAGAGGCCGGUCCACCAGCUGGUGUGGGAGGCACUGCCGAGCAGGCAGGAGAGACCGGGGCACCACUAGAGGGGGCGCCACUGGAGUCUGGCCGGGCCUUGCCCGUGAAGCCCAGGGCCUGCACUCUGUACCCACGGUCGUUCUCCGUGGAGGGCCGAGAUGUGCCGGCGUCCAUGUACCGGGAGCCAGAGGCAUGUGGGUUAGAUGACCGCAGGGUAAAAAGGAAGGAAGACAACCUUUCUCUGUCCUGUGUGAUCGGCUCUUCCGGGAGUUUCUCCCAGAGAAGCCACCUGCCGUCCAGCGGGACCUCCACCCCGUCGUCCAUGGUGGACAUCCCACCCCCUUUCGACCUGGCCUGCAUCACCAAAAAGCCCAUCACGAAGAGCUCUCCCUCGCUUCUGAUCGAGAGCGACACCCCGGACAAGCAGUCCAAGAAGAAGAAGUCGUCCUUCAAGCGGCUCCUGGCGCUGACCUUCAAGAAGAAGACAGAGAGCAAAGUGCACGUGGAUGCGAGCAUGUCCUCCUCCAGGUCCUCUUCGGAGUCCAGCUACCACGGGCCUUCCCGGAUUCUGGAAAUUGACCGCAGAAGUCUCAGUAACUCCCCCCAGCUGAAGACCCGCACUGGGAAGCUCCGGGCCACAGACUCUCCUUCCUCCCUCAUCUUCUGCCGAGAUGGCAAGAGGAAGGGUGUCCCCUUCAGCAGGACAGUGUCCAGAGUGGAGUCCUUCGAAGACCGCUCGCGGCCACCCUUUCUGCCCUUGCCGCUGACCAAGCCCCGGUCCAUUUCAUUUCCCAACGCCGACACGUCGGACUAUGAGAACAUCCCAGCCAUGAACUCGGACUAUGAGAACAUCCAGAUCCCGCCCCGGAGGCCUGCGAGGGCUGGCACGUUCACAAAACUGUUUGAAGAUCAGAGCAGAGCCUUGUCCGCAGCAAACGAAAACGAUGGCUAUGUGGACAUGAGCAGCUUCAAUGCCUUCGAGAGCAAGCCACAGAACACAGACCAGGAUGCAGAAAGUGCCUACACGGAGCCCUACAAAGUCUGUCCCAUCUCGGUGGUGGCCCCCAAAGAGGACCUCACAUCGGAUGAAGAGCAGGGAAGCUCGGAGGAGGAGGACAGUGCUCCAAGAGACCCCAGCCUUACCCACAAGGUGGAAGGACAGUCCAGAGCCCUUGUCAUCGCACAGGAACUGCUGUCUUCGGAGAAAGCAUACGUGGAGAUGCUCCAGCACUUACAUCUGGAUUUCCAUGGAGUUGUCAUGAAGGCCUUGGAUGACAUGGACCAAGAAGGCAGAGCCGCAUUGGCCCGGGGGGAGCUGAGGCAGGGCCUGAGUGAGCUCGCAGCCAUCCAUGACCUUCACCAAGGCCUCCUGGGGGAGCUGGAGGAGAGGCUGAGUUCUCACUAUCCCAUCCCCCUCCCUGGCUGCAGGGAGAGCCAGCAGAAGGUGGCCGAUGUCUUCCUGGCCCGGGAGCAGGGGUUUGACCACCACGCUGCCCACAUCCUGCAGUUUGACAGGUACCUGGGUCUGCUUGGUGAGAACUGCCUGCACUCUCCCCGGCUGGCAGCGACUGUCCGGGAAUUUGAGCAGAGUCUGCCAGGAGGCGGCCAGACCAUGAAGCACCAGCUGCUGAGGGUGGUGCGGCGCCUCUUCCAGUACCAAGUGCUCCUUACAGACUAUUUAAACAACCUCUGCCCAGACUCGGCUGAGUAUGAUAGCACACAGGGUGUGCUGACGCUCAUCUCCAAAGUUACAGACCGUGCCAAUGACAGCAUGGAGCAAGGGGAAAACCUGCAGAAGCUGGUCCACAUUGAGCACAGCGUUCGCGGCCAAGGGGACCUCCACCAGCCAGGAAGGGAGUUUCUGAAAGAAGGGACACUAAUGAAAGUGAUGGGGAAAAACAGACGGCCCCGGCACCUGUUUCUGAUGAGUGACGUGCUCCUGUACACAUAUCCCCAGAAGGACGGGAAGUACCGGCUGAAGAGUACAUUGGCGGUGGCCAGCAUGAAGGUUAGCCGCCCUGUGAUGGAGAAAGUGCCCUACGCUCUGAAGAUCGAGACUUCCGAGUCCUGCCUGGUGCUCUCUGCAAGCUCCUGUGCGGAGAGGGAUGAGUGGUACAGCUGUCUGAGCAGAGCCCUCCCCGAGGACUACAAGGCCCAGGCGCUGGCUGCAUUCCACCACAGCCUGGAGAUACGGGAGAAGCUAGGGGUUAGCCUGGGGGAGAGGCCCCCGACCCUCGUGCCUGUCACCCACGUAAUGAUGUGCAUGAACUGUGGCUGCGACUUCUCCCUCACCCUGAGGCGUCAUCACUGCCACGCCUGUGGCAAGAUCGUGUGCCGGAACUGCUCACGGAACAAGUACCCUCUGAAGUACCUUAAGGACCGGAUGGCCAAGGUCUGCGACGGCUGCUUCGGGGAGCUGAAGAAGAGGGGCGGGGCUGUCCCAGGCCUGAUGAGAGAGCGGCCUGUGAGCAUGAGCUUCCCCCUGUCCUCACCCCGCUUCUCGGGCAGUGCCUUCUCGUCUGUCUUCCACAGCAUCAACCCCUCGACCUUCAAAAAACAGAAGAAAGUCCCUUCGGCCCUGACCGAGGACAAAGUGGCCGUGGAGAGUAUGCCUCUGCUAGGUUUCACCAUCGCCCCAGAAAAGGAAGAAGGCAGAAGCGAAGUAGGACAUAUUUUUCAUCUUUACCACAAGAAAACCCUAUUUUAUAGCUUCAAAGCAGAGGAUACCAGUUCAGCUCAGAGGUGGAUCGAGGCCAUGGAAGAUGCUAGUGUGUUAUAGCAGUUAUCAAGCAUAUGGACUCAGAAUAAACUCUUAGGUUGAUAUGUGAACCCUUCCAGAAGCUAAUCCGUGUCUCAACUCAUCUGGACACACAUCUGGAUUCAGCAUGGGGCUUGACCUUUUUUGCUGUAACAUCCCCUCCCUUCCCAACACCUUCCCAAGUGGAACCCUUAAGGAAUAUUUAUGGACCUUUCCUUUUCUGUCUUCGUGUUUUCUACCCCUUACCCCUGGUCAUAAACUAUUUCCUUAUCCAGCAGUGAGUUAAAAUUUAGUAACAUGAAGAUGUGGAAACCAGUAGAAAAGUACAUGUUAGAAAUGCAGGCUUUUUAGUAGAAACAAGCUUUUACUGUUUUUAGUCAUGGUAAAUAUGAUCACCUUUCACAGGAUCGAUUUUGGCACCUCAGGUGAAAUGAGAAACAACCAGUAACAGCUACUCUCAUUGAAAGCACUUUAUUGUUUUACGAGCUGCAACCGCCAAUUAUGUGUUUUCCAAGUGAUUUACUUAAGUUAAUAACAGACGGGGUCCUGUGGACUAAUUUGCCACCAGUGCCCUAAUAAGGGUAUACAUACAAUUGCCUCAUGCAGACCUGGCUGUGGCUGGCCAUUGCAUGAGCACAUGACAUCACUGUGGAGAGUCCAUGCUCCACUGGAUAAAAGGAGAGGAUUUUCUCUUCCAGUUGAUCAUGCGACCUGUAUACUGACAUAACUUAUUAAAGAAGAGGCUCUCUCCUUCCCAUGGUAGUCCUCAACACUAUACCAGUGCUGGAAAUGUAGCCCCUGGCAGAUCUGGCCCCCCAGAGGUCACUGCAGACCCUCUGAAGAGUCAGGGUCUGCUUUAAUUUAUUGUAUGCUUUCCUGUAUUUACCCCACUUGAAGCUGACGUCGUGUUGAUGGGAACCUAUUUUUAUUUUAGACAUAUAGUAGUAACCCUUAGGCUGUUUUGCCAAAGCCUUUUUAGUUUUGAAAGAGAUAAAAAAGAGAAGUCAAGAUAUGAUCAGAAUUUUUAGUAUUAGCAGAUGGCUCUGGACACAGGGAGGGAGCACAGAAGUAGUGGCUUCAAGAUAUUCUCUGGCCACCUGGGGCUAAAUCACCUCCUGCUGAUGACUUGCUCAUUAUGCUAGACUGUUUUUCACAUAAGGCAGAGGAGGUGUGAGGGGUGGAAUUCCUUGUUACUCUCAUUGCAAUAAAAAAACAUAUCAUUUUCUGAUA